AUGAGAGCAGGCAAUAAGAAACCUGGAUCAUGUAUGGUUUGCCGAAAGCGCAAGGUAAAAUGCGAUCGAACGAAGCCCGUGUGUCAAGCGUGCGUGAAAUAUAACGCAGCGUCGAAAUGCAGUUACGUUUCAACAAAAAAGAACAUCAAAUUUCUGCAUGUUAAGCAUGCGGGGUAUGACGACCUAAAGGGUUCGAGAACAUCCAUUUCGAAGUCUGAUAAGAAAAGAACAAGCUUUCUCGAAUCGAGGCUUUCCUACCGAGAAAGGCAGUGGCCCGAAUCAGCCUCUCGAGACUUAUUUGGGGCAUUGAGUAAAUUUGAUAGUAUGAGCUUCCAUGAUGAUUAUGAGGCGAUUGAGCUAAAAGGUAAAAGAGUGGCAUUUGCGGGACCCCUGCAUUAUGCGGCUGUCAGCAAGAGAGACCCCUUCUUCAACAUCAUUGUCACGGAAAUGCGCCGGGAUUUUGCCCACUUCCGCGAUAAGGCUUUGAAAACAGCUCGAAGGAGGGAUCGAAAAUAUGCCUAUCCGUUUUACUCUCAAGACGAGAUCGUAAGUCAUCUACUGGUAAGCAGACACAAAUCAGGCGAGCUGCUGGACGUCAAAACUGAUGGGGCAUUCAAUCAAGCGCCAUUCGCAACGGCAUCAAACCAGCCGGUAAAAGACAGUACAGCUGUUAUUGCCGAGCAGCACAGAAGCGGUGUGGAUGAAGCCCGCAUAGAAAAAAAAUUCAGAAGAAGGCUUCUUGAAAAUGAGGGCAUGGACGAUCGUACGCCGGAUUCUGACAAUGAGCGCUUCAGGCCCAAUCUUUUAGAAGUGGUGCAUCGAUUGACCAAGGAGGCCGAAAUGAAGAAUACAAGGAAAAAUGCUUUGAAUGGAGAAAAAGAAGUGCGCAGCGAAAAUGAAAUGUUGGCGAAGAUACACUUGUUGCUUAAGAAAUUACAAGAAGGAGAGUUAAAGCAAUUUAUUGCACCCAUGUUACCUGUGCGAACUUUCUCUACUGGAGGGUAUGCUAUGUCAGAUUUGGAAGCGUCUGUUUAUGCGAAAAUUGAAGAUUUGCUACCUCCAUCGAAAGACAUCUGGGGGCUCGUGGAUUAUUACUUCAAUUCGCCGCUACACGCCCUAUUUCCCAUACUAACAGAAGAUUGGUUUCGUGAAGACCUGUAUGAUUUAAUCGGAAAGCCAAAUCAAUCGAAAACUUCGCCGGUCAUAUCAAUCAAAACCAGAUUUGACUUCUCCAGGCUGGGCUGCAUGUUAUUGGUUCUUCGUCUAUCCUACUUGAUGCAUCACGAAAGGAUCGGGUUGCGCGCAACCGGUGACGAGCUCGUUGGCAACCUGCACCCGAUCGGCCCAAAGUUUGCAGAAACUGCUUACCUGUGUCUAAAUCUUUUCAGACUUCAGAGAAAAGCACUAUUACCAGUGUUACACUGUGCCUUGCUCUUACAUCUUUAUCGACGUUACGCUCCUGAAGAAGGUGAUGCGGUUGACGGUGGAGAUAUUGAGCCGUUUUCAAGUCUCAUAUGCGGUAUGGCAACUUCGAUCGGAUUACACACAGAAACAGAAUUUGUUCAAUUCCCGUGCCCGGAAAUGUUUCUGAGCGGCUGGCGAAAGUGUUGGUAUGUUAUUUACUUGAUGGACCUCCAUGAGUGCAUGGACAGUGGUCACUCUUUGAAAAUACACGAGAAUAGUUUCAACACUAAACUCCCGUCAAUGGACAUCGAUGCGGACGGUGGGAUGCCGAGUUAUGUAACUAAUGCCACCAUGGAAAUCGCUUCAAUUGAAUGCAUGGCUAAAAAUUAUGAGAUGUCGCAUGCAUGCAGAAGGCUUCUGAAUGUCGUGAUGAAUAAACGAUUUAAAACAAGCUGCCAGGAAAUCCAGGAACUAUGCGACGAACUUGAGUCUAGCGUAAGGUCGUUCUGCGGAGAUGGUCUGCGAUCCAUUAUGGUAAGGAAUUGUGCUAAUAAACGGGACUUUAUCAUGAAAUGCAAUGAUUUUGGGAAUUUUGUCGACACUGCCUCGCUACUGUCAAUGGUCACCUUUCACUUGUUCCUUCACACUGACAGGUGUAUAACAGAAAGACCUGAGCUUUGCCAUUACACCACAUCGCUGUACUAUCUAGAGAAGCUUCUGAAGUACUACGUGGAGGUUGAGCCAAUUUUGCUCCUGAUACUAACUGGCAAUAACCCUUCCCAUGGUGCGCCCGAUGUUUUCGAUGCCAUAUUUGGAGUUGGUUCUGAGCUUCUCAUAAUGUACUCUUGUAGAAGCUUCAUCACUCGCUUCACCAUAACUUUGCAGUGCUUCGCCUCGAGACUAAAGCAUUUGAGGCUGAAUUUCAUGAGGCAGGAGGAAGAAAGUGAGAUUUCGAUUAUUGUAAUUGCCUUGCUGGAAGUGACUCUCAAAAAACUCUCUUUAAUCACCACUAUUUCACAGUCACUCAGUGCAACCCACUUUUUUGCAUGGAGAAUAUCCAAAGCUCAUUCUCGUGUGUACCAAAUUCUACAGGCUGAGGACGGCUUGCUAGAAUGCAAAAUUCCAGAAAGACAUAGCCCGCAAAAAAAGUUUGCAGCCGAUGAAAGGGAUACAUUCUCGUCAUCUUUCAAAAACUUUAAGACCAUACCUGAAUACAAUAGCCUAACUAUUGCGAAAAUUUCGGAUUUCAAAAGGCUACUUUCCAUUCUAAAUUCUACAGACUGGGAAAUGUUCUCAUCUUUUGUGGAGCCAGCUAAGAUCACUUAUUUGUUGAAUAAAGCCAGUGAAUUGUCUGUCAAAACGCAUCAUGACUUGAGAAGCUGGUCUAGACUGCGCCAGAAAAACACAAGUGUGAACUCAGACUCUGUGGCACAGACUGCGGCUCUUCCUUCAGAGAUCCUGGGUUUGAAUACAACCCGGGACUCUGUCAUCGUUAAUGUUUCGGGUGAGAUGGAUUCCGGUGCUACGGAUGACUUUAUUCCUCUAGAUGAAGUAGAUGCUUUCUGGUAUAGUACUAAGCUUCGGGACCCUAGCAAUAGUGCAAGCCUACCGUUCUCGGCGGGCAACAUGUGGUAUGAGGAUUCUGGCCUUAGCCUCAAGCCCGACCGAACUCAUUCAAAUACGAAGAAUAAACUGGAAGGCACACGACAAAGAGAGCCGGGCAGUACAGGUUCUGGAAAUACCGAUUUUUCGGUAUCAGGGCAUGUUUCCGAAUGGCUUCAAAAGCUCAACGAUGAAACGCGGGUUUUUAAUGGCGAGGGCGCGGAUAGCGGUUCUCAUCAGGAGUUUAAUUUCAAUGAAUCGGAGGUCAUAAAGAGUCAUGAAGGUGGUAUUUCCGCCGAAGAAUUUACAGAGUCUUUCCCAGACUCAGAGUUGUUAUUCCCAACAUUCAGUGCGUUAGCGGAUGAUAUUGGCUAUAACUAA
Molecule: messenger RNA, 3387 nt
Organism: Lachancea sp. 'fantastica'
Lineage: Eukaryota; Fungi; Ascomycota; Saccharomycetes; Saccharomycetales; Saccharomycetaceae
Source: the annotation of a GenBank genome assembly